AUGUCAACAAACAACUUUACUGCUCCCUCGCUAGCAGUAAAAUACUCACUUAUAUGUCAUGUGACGUGGCGGUCACUUCCCUCCACACCCACGCUCCCGCCCUCCACGCCCACGCUCCCGGCCUCCACACCCACGCUCCUGCACUCCGCGCUCCUGCCCACACUCCCGCCCUCCCCGCCCACGCUCCCGGCCCUCCCCGCCCACGCUCCCGGCCCUCCCCGCCCACGCUCCCGGCCCUCCCCGCCCACGCUCCCGGCCCUCCCCGCCCACGCUCCCGGCCCUCCCCGCCCACGCUCCCGGCCCUCCCCGCCCACGCUCCCGGCCCUCCCCGCCCACGCUCCCGGCCCUCCCCGCCCACGGUCCCGGCCCUCCCCGCCCACGCUCCCGGCCCUCCCCGCCCACGCUCCCGGCCCUCCCCGCCCACGCUCCCGGCCCUACACGCCCACGCUCCCGGCCCUACACGCCCACGCUCCCGGCCCUACACGCCCACGCUCCAGCCCUCCACACCCACAUACCGCAAUAUAUGUGGGUGCUCAUUAG
Messenger RNA from Procambarus clarkii (red swamp crayfish), 540 nucleotides. The record is from RefSeq and is a predicted model, not a curated record. NCBI's taxonomy places the organism in Eukaryota, Metazoa, Arthropoda, Malacostraca, Decapoda, Cambaridae.